Messenger RNA from Neodiprion fabricii, 6380 nucleotides. Its product is annotated as RNA helicase aquarius. The record is from RefSeq and is a predicted model, not a curated record. The transcript has 15 exons. Lineage: Eukaryota; Metazoa; Arthropoda; Insecta; Hymenoptera; Diprionidae. The coding region runs from base 56 to 4435 and encodes 1459 amino acids. Gene Ontology annotation, cellular component: catalytic step 2 spliceosome. Gene Ontology annotation, molecular function: helicase activity; mRNA binding. Gene Ontology annotation, biological process: mRNA splicing, via spliceosome.
CUUGUAGGAGUUUGAUUUCCUACUCUUACAGCGUUGAAAUACUUCAUAUCUGAAAAUGGAAAAUCCAGCAGUUUCACUCCUCGUUAAAACUAAUAAUCCUGCGCCCACGGUCGAUCAAAUAAAUGCCGACAGAAUAACACAGUUGGCCAACAAAUAUUGGGCACCUCACACAACCAACUCACACCUCCAGUUUGAUCCAGUAAUCAUCGAAGAUAUAUACAUACAAGAGAUAUGUGCUUCAAAGUUUUCAAUCAGGCGCAUAAUGAUGCUCGAAUUCAGCCAAUACCUGGAAAAUUAUCUUUGGCCAAAUUAUAGUACAGGAGAAACGUCACACAGUCACAUGAUGUCGAUAGUUGUAAUGCUGAAUGAAAAAUUUCGAGAGAGAGUCCAAGUCUGGGAAGCUUUUUCGAAGAAUCCUCAACAUUUUCCUGGAUUUUUUCAGCAAGUUCUGGAAGCUUGCUUGAACGAGAGUACAAUGGAUUUUGAUCUUAAAGAACAGACGGCGCUUAUUGUUUUUUUGAAUCAUUGUUUCAAUUCUAUGGAAGUAGCGUUAGUGAGAAAUGAAGUUAAGAGGUUGGUGUCAUUGUCAAUGUGGGUAUCACUGCAACAGGGCAGACGUGAGUUUGAGUUUAGAAAGUUUCCCAAGUGGAGAAAAUAUUGGAAAAUUAUACAAAAGAAAGAUAAGCCAGAGAUCAGACAGAAGUUGGACUGGGAGCGGAGAUUCCUACAGAGAUUGAUGGUCAAAUUUAUGACUAUCCUGGAAACUGUACCACUCGAGGGAGCAAUUUUUCCCGACAAGAUACAUUAUUGCGAAAGGUUCUUGGAGUUGGUUAUCGACUUGGAAGCUCUUCUGCCUACCAGACGUUUCUUCAACACAGUCAUGGAUGACAGUCAUUUGGUAGUACGGUGUCAACUCUCCAACUUGGUGCAACGCCCAGAGGGAGGUCUUUUCAACCAGCUUUUGGAGAUGCUCAAGUUUUAUGCAAGAUUCGAGAUAAGCGAAGAAACCGGCGAUCCCCUCACUGACCAUGAUAUGACGCAGUUGCAUUAUACAAAAAUCACCUCACUGCAGAAAGCUGCCUUCGCCAAGUUUCCUGAUCUGCGGAGCUUUGCACUGGCAAAUGUAGCCAGUGUUGAUACCAGAGAGGCACUCUAUAGACACUUUGGCACCUUGAGUCAGGAGAAGCUGCGAUCGAUUGCCACAUACCUGAACCUUGUCCCGCCGAAAGAGCGAGAGGUUGAUGAAAAUUGGUAUCGAUUGGAUCUGGGCUUUCUUCGGGAAUUACUGAUUUCGAGGCACGAGCGUCGAGCAUCGCAACUUGAAGAAUUGAACGAGAUGCCGCUAUACCCGACGGAGGAGGUUGUCUGGAACGAAAGUAUCGUGCCCACGGAAUAUUUCUCCGGCGAAGGCUGCCUGGCAUUGCCGAAACUGAAUCUUCAGUUUCUCACGCUUCACGACUACUUGCUGAGGAAUUUCAAUCUCUUCAGGCUCGAAUCAACGUAUGAAAUCAGGCAAGAUAUCGAGGACUCGGUCAGCAGGCUCAGUCCAUGGCGUGCGGAGGAUGGCGGCGUGUAUUACGGUGGAUGGGCCAGGAUGGCACAGCCGAUAACUCAGUUUGCAGUUGUUGAGGUUGCUAAGCCGAAUAUCGGGGAGAAUAGGCCGUCGCGCGUAAGAGCCGACGUCACUGUCAAUCUGAGCGUGAGAAAGGAAAUCAAGGCAGAGUGGGAAAACCUGAGGAAACACGACGUUUGCUUUUUAAUAUCAAUCAAACCUCCUAAUACCAUCGGAACGAAAUACAGUCACAAACUGCCGUUUGUACCCCAGGUUGGUUUGACAACCGUACGAGGGUGCGAGAUUGAGGGCAUGCUAGAUUCGAAUGGUCGGGUGAUCGAGGAUGGUCCUGAACCAAGGCCUGUACUCCCCGGCGAGAAUCGCACUUACCGUGUUUGGCUGGACUCUAAUCAAUACCGCAUUGAUAUGGAUAACGCGAGCCAUGGCAGAGAGGAUGUGUAUGAAGGUUUCAACAUAAUCAUGAGGCGGAAGCCGAAGGAGAAUAACUUCAAAGCUGUCCUAGAGACGAUUAGGGAAUUGAUGAACACCGAGUGUGUUGUACCCGAUUGGCUUCACAAUAUAAUAUUAGGAUACGGGGAUCCCGGAGCUGCCCAAUACGCAAGAAUGCCCGAUGAGAUCGCAGUAAUGGAUUUUAACGACACAUUUCUAGACAUAGAUCAUCUCCGAGCAAGUUUUCCGGGGUAUGAAAUUAAAGUUGAAAUCACCGAAGAAGAGAAAUUAGUUCGGCCGUUUCGACUUACGUUUGAGGAAGUCUUAUGCAAGCAGAACAACCAAUCGGAUAGAAAAGUGAUCAUGGUCGAACCACACGUACCGCCAAGUCGCGGCCCCUACAAGGCCAAUGAGCCCAAGAGAAACCAAAUACCGUUCACACCAACGCAAGUAGAGGCGAUCCGCGCAGGAAUGCAGCCAGGGCUGACGUUAGUCGUCGGUCCGCCGGGGACCGGAAAGACGGACGUUGCCGUGCAAAUUAUAUCGAAUUUAUACCACAACUUUCCCAAUCAAAGGACAUUAAUAGUCACACAUUCCAAUCAGGCAUUGAAUCAGUUGUUUGAAAAAAUCAUGGCCUUAGACAUAGAUGAGAGGCAUCUGCUCCGUUUAGGUCACGGCGAGGAGGCGCUUGAAACCGAAAAAGACUUCAGCCGAUACGGUAGGGUCAACUACGUUCUGGCAAAACGUCUGGAUCUUCUCAUGGAAGUUCAAAGGCUUCAGGAGUCUCUUAAUGUAAAAGGAGACGUUGCGUACACGUGCGAAACUGCUGGGCACUUCUUUAUGUACCAGAUACUUACUAGGUGGGAGCGCUUCAACGGAAGAAUCAAGCAAAGAUCGGGAAGCAAUCCCUCGCCUAACAUGGUUUCACAAGAGUUUCCAUUCCACAAGUUCUUUGACAAUGCACCACAGCCUCUCUUCAAGGAAAGAUCUUACAGCGAGGAUAUGGAAAUUGCCCAGGGUUGUUUCAGAUAUGUGGAGAGGAUGUUCGCUCAACUUGAGGAAUUCCGUGCGUUCGAAUUGCUCAGAUCAGGGCUGGACCGUUCAAAGUAUUUACUCGUGAAAGAAGCGAAGGUAAUCGCAAUGACUUGUACGCACGCAGCGCUCAAGCGACGGGAACUUGUCGACAUGGGAUUUAAAUACGACAACAUCCUUAUGGAAGAGUCCGCCCAAAUAUUGGAAAUCGAGACCUUCAUACCACUGCUGCUUCAAAACCCCCAAGAUGGUUACAAUCGUUUGAAGCGUUGGAUUAUGAUCGGCGACCACCACCAGUUGCCCCCUGUCAUUAAAAACAUGGCCUUCCAAAAAUAUUCAAAUAUGGAGCAGUCUUUAUUUGCAAGGUUCGUCAGGCUUGGUGUUCCUACCGUCGAUCUUGACGGCCAAGGUCGCGCCAGACCAAGUAUAUGCAAUCUCUACAACUGGCGGUACAAAAAGCUGGGUAAUCUGUGUCAUGUCGAGCGUAGUCCUGAAUAUCUUAUUGCCAACGCUGGGUUCUUAUUCGACUUUCAACUCAUUAACGUUGAAGACUUCAACGGCGUUGGCGAGAGCGAACCGAGCGCUUAUUUCUAUCAGAAUCUUGCCGAAGCUGAGUACUGCGUCGCAGUAUUCAUGUACAUGCGCCUUUUAGGAUACCCAGCUGACAAAAUCAGCAUACUAACCACCUACAAUGGACAGAAGCAUUUAAUACGCGACGUAAUAAACAUCAGGUGUGCUAACAACCCGUUGAUAGGACGACCAAACAAAGUGACCACUGUUGACAAGUAUCAGGGUCAACAGAACGACUACAUACUGUUGUCGUUGGUGAAAACACGAGCAGUUGGUCACUUGAGGGAUGUCAGGCGGCUGGUAGUGGCAAUGUCGCGAGCUCGGCUUGGUUUAUACGUCUUUGCCAGGGUCGCCUUAUUUAAAAACUGCUUCGAACUUACACCCGCGUUCGACCAGCUAAUGCAGCGACCCCUUAAAUUGCACAUUCUUCCUAGCGAAAUGUAUCCAGCACAAAGACUCAAUGAAAGCUUGGCAGCAUCAGUUAACCUUUUGCCCGAGGCUGUCGUCAUCGAAGACAUGCCCCAAAUGGCAAAAUUCGUCUAUGAUUACUAUAUGGACAAAGUUAGCACCAUGAAAGCACAGACACACGGUGCAAAACAAUGGCAAGAACCUGGUACAACGGGCCGCAUCGCUAGCCCCACACAUCACAUUUCUGCACAUCCUGGUGCCGAUGAUGACACUGAUGACGAAGAUGAACAAGCUCGAAUUCAGUUAAGCGAUGACUGCGCUGAUGAAAAGAAACUAUCGGGAGAUGUAGAAAAGCCGAAGCCAAUUCAAAAUUUGCUUGAGGAAUCAACGGACGAUCAUUCGAGCGCUUCUCCCGAGAAAUGACGGACAAGACAAUCUGAUUCUACGUGUUCUUUUUCUUUUUUGAUGGAACAAGUAAUGUGCUGCUUGGAUCGAAAAAUUUUACCAAUUUUUUAUUAAUCAUGACUCUUGAUUUACACGAGCUGUAAUAUCUCAUUCUUUCGAUUUAGUAAGGAUGUACUACGAAACACAUGAUCCUUUGGCGAAAGUUAGAAAUGCCAGAUCUAACUGAAAGAACAUGAUCCCUGAGAUUUGUAUGCAGGUUCACCACAGUAAACGAUUAAUAAUCAACUGCAAUAACGACCACAUGUAUACCAUCGUUACUUUACACACUUUUCUGUAUUAUAAAAUCUUUUGUAAAUUACUCCGUAUACUUACAAAAUAUUAAAUUGCAUUUAAACACAGAUUUACAGAAUGCCCCCUACGCGUGUUUGAAACGCUGUACAGACCUCUUUUAUCGACCUAAACCAAUUGCAUGAAUUCCCAUGUUGCCGCAAUCUACGAUUUGAAAGUAUGUACCUAAGAGCUGAAAUGAAUUAAUUUUUGCCCUAAGCAUUACGAAAGGUAGCCUAAAAUUUUGGUUAUUUUUAAUUCAAUUUCGGUGAAUUUUGAAAUAUGCUAGAAUAUAUUUAUUCAGAAGCCGUAUUAAGGUAAUUUUGCGCUUAAAGUGAAUUGUGCGUUAUCUCUAGUCGUUGCAAAUAACGGAUCCAAAUUGACACCGGAAAAGGCAAAAACACUUUGUAUUUUGUCAAAUUUUCACUCAUGUUGGUCCUGUCUUGUCCCAGAUGCUUUUGUGUUCUUGAAGUCCAUCUUGUAGGAAAGUGGACCCGCGGAGUGAUUGGGAGACACAAGGAGAAUGUCUGAAAAUAUCGCGAAAGUAGUAACUCCAUUCGAAUGAAUUUUGAUUCAAGGGGUUCGAAUAGAAUACAAGAAUAUUAUGACCAACAAAUUAUUAGUUGAUUAAAUGUCUACUGAAUCUUCUCCAUAAAACUUUAGAUGUGCAUCGAAUUUAUGACUCCUUUCUUUCAGGUCCGUUCUGCAUGCCACUCCGAAAUUCCUGCUAAAUUAUGUGUGAGUAAUAAAGUGAUGAGAAAAACCCGGUGAAAACCAUGACUAACAUUUGACAUGCGCCAAAUUGGAGGCAAUCGUUAUAGCACGGAAUGAUUAAAUCAUACAUAUGAGUUGUACGCUCUAUCCAGCAAGUAUUGGGGCAUGCACUAGGACACACAGCGUCAAUAUCACAAUGAUUCGAUUCAUCGAUCCCUGUUUUCAAGCAAUCUCCUCCGUUCAGAUAUUCUUCGCAUACCAGAAGCAGUUUGACGCUAAAAUUUCUGCGAUUCCAUUAAUUGUGAACAGAAGAGGCUUAUAUUGAUCAAACUUGAUGCGUUGCCCUGAAACGCAUGAAACUGAUCAAAAUGAGCGCAGUACCAACGGCAGACAAAAAUUACGAUGCCGAAAAAUUUUGGUCUCAGAUUCGAUCUAAAUGACCCUUUCCUGACUAAUUGGACCCCCAGGAACACAGAAAACACACCAAAAAGAGCGUCGGACCAACAGCAGAGAAUUUGAGAAGAAAAUGCGCAGGAAUCUAAUUAUUUAUUCGUUCAUCCUAAUACAUCUUACAUUAAAUAGUAACAAUACAAUAUCAUACACUUCGUUCUCCGUAUGGAGCCGUUGCAUUUGUACCCAGGCCGGAGCCUGAACUCUACUUACUUAAAUACUACAAGAAUAACUUUCUCAUAUAAAAUUUUUCAUAUUUUGCCUAAGGUUACAUACAUUGUGCUAAUUUUUCCUUAUAUAAUAGUUACAUUUUUUGUGUGAUGUGUAAUGAUUUUCUUGUAUUUCUUUUUAUCUUAAACACUAAUAUAAAUAUUACCAAGCAAAUAGAAGCACUAUACACUGACAUCAGAACACUUGUACUACGAUUUGGGGGUAUUGAAUAAAUUACAGAUAUUUCUUGUGUGAUGAGUAA